UUUUAUACUCUCGCAACAAAGUUGCUAAAGAGAAUAUUAUAGUUUUGUUCACAUAACGGUUGUUUGUAAGUCCUAAAACCAAAAGAGUCAGAUAUAGGGUUAUAUAUACCAAAGUGAUCAGGGUGACGAGUAGAGUUGAAAUCCGGAUGUCUGUCUGUCCGUCCGUCCGUCCGUGCAAGCUGUAACUUGAGUAAAAAUUGAGAUAUCAUGAUGAAACUUGGUACACGUAUUUCUUGGCUCCAUAAGAAGGUUAAGUUCGAAGAUGGGCAAAAUCGGCCCACUGCCACGCCCACAAAAUGGCGAAAACCGAAAACCUAUAAAGUGUCAUAACUAAGCCAUAAAUAAAGAUAUUAAAGUGAAAUUUGGCACAAAGGAUCGCAUUAGGGAGGGGCAUAUUUGGACGUAAUUUUUUUGGAAAAGUGGACGUGGCCCGCCCCCUACUAAGUUUUUUGUACAUAUCUCGGAAACUACUAUAGCUAUGGCAACCAAACUCUAUAGAGUCGUUUCCUUCAGGUAUUUCCAUGUACAGUUCAAAAAUGGAAGACAUCGGAUAAUAACCACGCCCACCUCCCAUACAAAGGUUAUGUUGAAAACCACUAAAAGUGCGUUAACCGACUAACAAAAAACGUAAGAAACACUAAAUUUUACGGAAGAAAUGGCAGAAGGAAGCUGCAUCCAGGCUUUUUUUUAAAAUUGAAAAUGGGCGUGGCGUCGCCCACUUAUGGACCAAAAACCAUAUCUCAGGAACUACUAAUCUAAUUAAUUUUACAGCAAAAUAAAAAAAAUAUGUAAAUGACGGAUAAUGAAAUCUCGAUUAUCACUUUAUCAAGCGAGAGUAUAAAAUGUUCGGUGACACCCGAACUUAGCCCUCCCUUACUUGUUUUAUUAAUGUUUUUUUUUAAUUUAAAAUUUGCAUAAAUUUGGUAAAAAGUUAACUACUGUUUCUGCGGUCCACAUAUUGAGUACCUAGGAGCUUGAAAAGUUUAAGUUCAACUUGGGCAAUUUUUGGUCAUUAGAUGGAAUACUUCAAAAGCCAUUAUUUGUUUUGAUGAAAUAAUAUCUCGGGACCCACUCCGUCGAUUUGGACCAAAUUUUGUACGUGGCAUUCUCAUCUUCCUAUGCUACAGUGCGAAAAUGAGUGAAAAUUUUAGCGACAUGCAUACUUAAGAUUGUAUAACGACAUAAAACUUUGUAGGAAUAAUGUCUUUCGAGUAUGCCACUUUAUCACCAAAAAUUGUUCAAAUUCCAAAAAAACUGUUCAACCCUGGUACCGAAUAUUUGGACAUCAGUACCUAAAGUUGAAUUUUUAUCUCAAAUAACGGUUAAUGUGAGAGUAUAUAAGAUAUGUAUAAUUGAAAUUGAGAGAGAAACUUUUCCUAAUAAAAGUACGUCUGUGUAUCAAAAAUGUGUUGAAUCGGGUCAAUACUUCCCUUAGCUCCCAUAUACCUAAUACAAAGAUUUUCGAAUUUCGGGUUAACUUUAUACCGCAUAUAUCGGCUAAUAUGUGAGAUUGAAAGAUAUAGCGUGUUUUUCUUAAAACGGUGCAUCUUUGUGCUUAGAAUGAAUAAAAUCGGGUGAAAACUCGUCCUAGAGGCCUAACAAGCCUCAUGUACCUGAAGGCACUUCCCUGGCUUUAAUCCUUGCAAUACCCAAAUUUCCUUACUUGUUAUAUAACAGGUGGUACAAAACUAAACUCCCGAUGUUUUUUGGAAAAUGAAAAACUUUGAUUCUGCUUGUGGAUUAUUUUUAUUUGGUCUUUUAAAUUUUUUUUACAUCAAGUCGAGAAUAUCAUGUAAAUGUCGCCGCCGCAGUUUAUUGUCAUUUGAGCCCUUUUUAUGGCAUUUUCUAUCACUUUGGCCAGAACUUCAGGCGAUAGGUCCUCACAUUCUUGAUGAAUAUUGUUUUUAAGAGCUGGAAGAGGGUGAGGCUUGUUGACAUAAACCCUCGACUUCCAAAAGCCCCACAAAAAUAAGUCUGGAGCGGUCAAAUCAAGCGAUCUUGCUGGCCACUGCAAAUCGCCAUAACGUCAGCAUAUCGUUUGUGGCACGCAGUGUAGCGUACCAUUGUUUAUUUACGUGUAUUUCAUCGGACAUUAGAGCUCAAUUGCAAAAUUUAUAGCAUCUUCUGAUCAUCUUCUGACUUUUGCGCCACCCUGUAUAUAAUCCUAUAUCUAUCUUAAUUAGAUUUAGGUGAUACAUACAACCGUUAAGUUAAUCGAAAAAUGUGCCUUUUUGGCACAAAUUCAGGCACAUAGAUAACACUUUGCCAACUAAUACUAAUUGAUUCUUGAUUUGUGUACUAUAGUUUGUGUACUAUAGCAUUUUAAAUUGUGUUAUAUGGGAAUUAGGCAUGGUUGUGGUCCGAAUUCGAUCAUUUUCGCACAGUAAGAUAAAAAUGACAGUGGAAAGUCAUAUAUCGAAUUUGUUUAAAAGCGGUGGAGCAGGUCCCGAGAUAUGCGAUUUUACCUAGAAAUGGGCGGAGCCACAUCCAUUGUCCAAUUUUGACAUCGGCUCCUAUAAAGCCCCUUCAUACCAUCUGGGGAUCAAAAUUUAAUAUAUUUGGCGUAAUCAGUUAUUGCACUGACGGACGUACGGACGAACAGUCAACCGGAGUCCAUCUUUUAUCGCCACCCUGAUUAUUUAUAUAUACAUAUAUGUAUGUAUAACGCUAUGUCUCUCUCGAUUAGUUUUAGAUGAUACGUACAACCGUUAGGUGAACAAAACUAUAAUACUCUGUAGCAAUUGGUUGCAAAAAUAUAAAAAAAAAUCUUUUAUUACUUAGAGUUUCAUGUAACUGUAUGCAAAUCAAAAUUUGAGUUAGUGAUUCAAAAACUACGAUAGCACGAAAAGGAGCUGCCUUUAUGUCGCGAUGUCUGAAUUUGGUAUCUACGCAAAACUAAUUCGGCUGUGUAAACUGACGUGGAGGAACACCAAAAGCUCCGUAAGGAUCGGGAAGGAUCUCUCGAUACCAAACGAGGUUUCAGACAAGGCGAUUCCCUUUCGUGUGACUUCUUCAACCUACUUUAAUUAACAGAGAAGGUACCAUCUUAUAUAAAAGAGUACAGCUGCUGGCAUACGCCGAUGAUAUCGAUAUCAUUGGCCUCAACAACCGCGCUUUUAGUUCUGCUUUCUGCAGAAUGGAUAAGGCAGCGAAGCAAAUGGGUCUGGUGGUGAACGAGGGCAAGACGAAAUAUCUGUCAUCGAAUAAACAGUCGUCGCACUCGCGACUAUGCACUCACGUCAUUGUUGACAGUCAUAACUUCGAAGUCGUAGUUAAUUUCGUGUAUCUUGAAACCAGCAUCAACAACAACAACAACGUCAGCCUCGUCAAUAUAACGCAGAAUAUCUCUUGCCAACAGGUGCUUCUUCGGACUAAGUAGGCAAUUGAGAAGUAAAGUCCUCUUUCGACGAACAAAAAUCAAACUCUAUAAGUCACUCAUGAUUUCCGUCCUGUAAUAUGGUGCAGAGACAUGGACGAUGACAACAUCUGAUGAGUCGACGUCACGCGUUUUCGAGAGAAAAGUUAUGCGAAAGAUUUAUUGCGUUUUGGUCACGGCGAAUGGCGCAUUCAAUGGAACGAUGAGUUGUAUGAGAUAUACGACGACAUUGACAUAGUUCAGCGAAUUAAAAGACAGCGUCCAGAAAAACCCUCUCCUCCAUGAAUGUACAUAGGUUUCCUGAUGUUUGUUGCACUACGAUAACAAAUAUCCUGAAUAUAUGUACAUACAUAUAUUAGAGUGCAGUCAAAUGUUUUUAUCUGCAUUCUGUAUACUCGUGAAAUUUAAUUUCAUUUAUUAGCAAUUGUGGAUAUAUGUAGAUAAUGGAAUUCGUCUUUAUAUAUGAAUACAUAUAUACAUAUGUAUAUUACACAUGUUGUUUUGUUACUUUUCUUUUUACAAUAUCGCAAUGUUCUUAAUUUUAAUAAACUUUUUUAAUUAAAAAAAUUUUCUUGCCGAAAACGAGGCCCUUCCCCACCGGUUAAUCGCCUUAACAUAACCGCGUUGUAAUUGUACCCUUCUUGUAUUCUACGUUGUCCGCAACCCAAAAUUGGGCCCGCAGUUAUGCUGAAAAUGCAGAAAUCUUGUGGACAAUAUAUGUACAUACAUAUGUUCACAGCCAAGGCUUACUAAUUAUGUAUAAUGUAUUCUAUACAUAACCUAGUCAGCUAGAAGAAUUAAUGAGUUGGUUGUGUAAAGUGCCCACAAUAACAACAUAUCGCGUAAAUUCGCUCCGAACCACUGUGCCAGCAUUCAAACAGAAAUUACAAGAAAUAUUACAUGAAAGAUAUACACAGCCACCCAAAGUGUAUGAAAUACCCAGUAUUCCAGAGGUACUUUGCAUUUUGCCAACAUCGUUUAGCGUUGAUAUGAAGCAGAAGCAGUCAGACUUACAACGUGAGGUUGUAGUCGACAGCUGCUGUGGUGCGGCUUUACUACGCGGCGCUCAUAUCUAUGCACCUGGCGUGCUUGCAAUGGAGGCAGGUACCAAAAUAAAUGAGGAGGUUUUAGUCUACGCCGAUUUGGCGGGUAAAUGUAAGCAGGGUACAAAUAUUCGAUAUGAUUCGCUCGAUAAAAUUUUUUUGGGCGUGGGUGUCGUACGAAUGCAACGUCAUCAGAUUUUUGGACCUACAAUGAGUAGUACUGCUGAGCCUUUGAAAGGAAUUGCAGUGGAAAUGAUUGAAACUAUGUCCGGCGUACCGACCAUUGGUGAUCUGAGCUGCAAAGAAGCGCUUCUUCAAAACCUGCCGUCUAUUGUAUGCGUAAGGGUACUGAAUCCUCAACCAGGCGAACGUGUGUUAGAUAUGUGUGCGGCGCCCGGAAAUAAAACAACUCAUAUAGCAGAGUUAAUGGGUGAUAAAGGUGAAGUAAUAGCGCUCGAUAAGGUAGCCAAUAAAAUCUCUGGCAUGUUGGUAAAAAUAACGAAUUUAGCCUUGAAGAGCAUACGCGCCUAUAAUUUUGACGCCACGAAAGCUUUCUGCGCAGAUAAGGAAGCAGAAGACAAUGAAUGCUUGGGCAUGCCACCUUUUGCCGCCAAUACGUUUGAUAAAAUCUUACUUGAUGCACCAUGUAGCGCUUUGGGUAAUAGACCGUUACUUGUGGGUCCGCCUAAUAUGUCCCAACGUAUGCUCCAAUCGUACCCAAAAGUUCAGCGAAAAUUAUUUUCCGCCGCAGUGCCAUUGUUAAAACCAAACGGUGUUUUGGUUUAUAGUACUUGCACAGUGACUGAAGAGGAAAAUGAAGGCAUGGUUGCUUGGGUACUAGAGAAAUUUCCACAGAUGAGGCUGGUCCCUGCAACUCCCCAUCUUGGCGGCAUUGGUCUUGAACAAACAGCUCUUAGCGAUGUUGAGAGGCAAUACGUGCAACGGUUUGGUCAACAACCAAAGGAAUUCGAAGGAAUUCCCAUUGACACCGUUGGAUUUUUCAUAGCAAAGUUUAUAAAGGAAUAUUAAAUGUCAUGUGCUUGGAGACUGUAAUUUCUGUUUUAAAGACUAUGUCUGUAUCAUAUGUACCCUAUGCAUUUCUUUCACUUUAAGUAAAUAUUAAAAUCAUGCAGUACUUGCUCAAAAUUAAGUUCUUUA
Molecule: messenger RNA, 5577 nt
Organism: Bactrocera dorsalis (oriental fruit fly)
Lineage: Eukaryota; Metazoa; Arthropoda; Insecta; Diptera; Tephritidae
Product: tRNA (cytosine(72)-C(5))-methyltransferase NSUN6
Exons: 4
Coding region: 4177-5448 (423 amino acids)
Biological process (GO): RNA methylation
Molecular function (GO): methyltransferase activity; RNA binding
Source: RefSeq, a predicted model, not a curated record